CCCAUUGGCCGGUAGGCGUGACGUAUAGAACGGAGGCGUGGAGGAGUUCUCCUGCUGCGCACGCACUUAUACACAUUUCUGGCGGGCUGAUACAAACACAAAAUGGAGUUGAUAUCUGCACUGCAAUUUCUGAAACUACGUGAAAUUACCGACGCGUGGGUGAAUGAUGCUUGGGACUUGGAGUUCACUGAGAUAAGACCACUUGAUGUCGACUUGGAUGAAGAACUGACAGCCAGAGGAGAGCACUUCUUAAACCUCCAUAAGUGCAUUCUUAAGUAUGCUGGCCUACAGCAGUCUGCAGCCAGGGAUGAAGCAUCACAGAAUAUAUGGGCAUACCUGGGGGAGAACAAUGUGCCUGUCAAGUCUUUGGUGGCUGCUCUUUCCUUUUUUGUCCUUACUGGAAAAAAUAAAAAAGCCAAAGUGGAGCAGAGAUUGAACAGCCUGCAUGCAGCAUCACUUUACUUGUUGUUACUGGGAAUGCCAGGGAGUAUUGCCAACAAGGUUUUCCAUGAGAUUUUGUUUGAUACAUGUUUGGACUUGAGCUCUCAUUGUUGGCCUGAGAACUCAGGAAAAAAACGUAAAAAAGACGGCUCAAAGAGUUCUAAAGCAGAUGGCAAACGCUCCAGACCUCAGAGGAAAGACCUUACAGAUAUGGAAGAGGAAGGCGAGGAAGAAGAAGAGGAGAUUCAUCUCUCUGGCUCAGACCUGAUGAAGAUCAGAGACGCCUUAUUUCUUUUGCUUCAAAGUCUCCUCAAACUCCUGCAGACACUUUCACUCAAAGACAGACCGCAGAGCCUCAGUAACUGUACACGGAUUUUAAGUAAUUUGCUGUACUUUGAGCCUGUCAUUGGGGAGAUAGAAUUUGCUCCUGUGAAAGACAUCACCAAGCUGAAGUGCGUUCCUGAGAUGGCCUUCUAUGGCCUGCAGUUGCUCUGCUCACCAAAACACGGAGAUCCGAAAGAGUCACUGCGGAGGGUUUUCCACCAACUUUUAUAUGUGAUCCUGAUGAUGAGUAAAGGCAACCGAAAAAAGCCGACCCUCCUUGUCGUCAACCAGGCCAUCUUAUCCACUCGAGACCAAACUAUAAGUUUUGUUAGUUACCUUGUGGAAGAGCUGAAGGAGUUAGCCGUACCCUUCCUGCAUAUCCUGUUGCAGCAUAUUUGUGUCCAGAUGGUUGAAAAGAGUGAGUUUCGCAGCCACGGAGCCCAGGCUGUGAGCAUGUUGACAUCGGAGAUGACGAACACGGACUACAGUCGCUUCAUUCGGUGGCUUUUGAACUUCAGCCGACACCCUAAGAUGGCCUGUCGACUUUUUGCUGUGGAUGUGGCAGUGGCACUGCUGGGAGAGCCAGAGAGAAAACCAGAGGAGUGUCAGGACCCAGGACUGGCCCCAUUUCUGCAACACAAGCUCCUGAUCCAGAGCCUGCUCUUCAGUGGACAGAUGGAUGAAUCCCCCACAGUUCAAGGCCAUGCUCUGUCCUCUUUGGCCAAAUGUUUAGAAAUCCCUUCAAUGAACGUUACGCAGGCUAUCCACAACCUUUUCAAUGAAACUGGAAAUUCAACAGUGCAUGAAGAUGAAAAUACGCAAGGAAGUUUUAAUGCCAAGCAGAAAACCUACCGUAUUAUCACCUUCAGGACUGUAGAGGUCGGCUCAAGUGAGAGCUUAGGCAGCGAUGCAAAAGCGAACUUGGCUCUUCUCUUCCGGCGAGUUAAGGACUCAAGGACGAGCGUGAGAAAAUCAGCACUGCAGGCCUUGAUGGGUCUCCUUAAACAUGACGUGAUCCCCGCGAGCUCUGAGAACUUGUUUGUGUUGUCUGAGCGUUGCAGAGACCCAGCCGUGUCCGUUAGGAAGAAGACCCUACAGUGCAUGGGAGAGCUGCUCACUGCCAAUCCACUGAAUAUUGCAGUGCAGAAGGCGUGGUUGCACGGUGUGGUGCCGGUGGUUUUGGACUCCGAAAACACAGUGCAGGACCGGGCCUUAGAAGCCCUGGAACAGAUGCUUCUCCAUCCAAUCACGUCGUACUCUUCUAGGUCCCACCAGGACACCUUUCAGAGGCUGGCCUGGGACCUGCUGGUGCUGCUUUGUCAAGACUGCAAAAAUCUUUGCAACUAUUUAGGCAAGGCUUUCAGCAUCUGGUCGAAACAAAACAAGUUCACGCCAUCGUUUAUCACCAACCUCAUCUCACACACUGAGGCAGAACAUGCCAGCGGAGCCUGGCUGCUGCUCUCCAAGGUUGGUAGUUUCUCUGCCAGACCGUCCUUGGAAAAGAUAGUGGACGCCUGGGACAGGAUGAUCAGUUCACGGGAAAUAAAUGUGACAGUCUGCUGUCAUAUUCUGUGUGUCAUUGGGAACAUUGCAGCGCAUUUAAAUGAAGACACCAAAGAGAGGAUGAUAGAUGAUCUGAUGUCUCGGCUGAAGAGGUUUGACAUGUCACUAGAAGUGAUCAGUGCUGCUGUGGACACUCUUUUUCAACUCGGUCGCGAUGAAGACAUCAAACAAACUCAGGCAUUUUUGAAUGAUCAUGGAGGCGAACUGGUGGCCGCCUGCGAGGCUUAUUUGGCCUCUGUCAUCCUUAGUGAAAACGGAGCUCAGAACCUUAAUGAAGAGCAAAUGAUAAAACACCUCCACACACUGGGUGUGGUGUCAUUGCAAUGUCCUACCAGGGUGGGGAAAAGAACAGUGCUUCUUGUGGAAUCCGUUCUUACAACAAAUACCGACAAACUGAAAGACCUCGAGGACAAACUGCCUGCCUCGCCUCUGUCCCAAUUUAGAGCAAACGCUCUCCCGACAAAAGUGAGAGCCCAGGGGGUCCUCACUUUAGGUAAACUGUGUCUGCAGCAUGAGGAACUAGUCCAGAAGUACUUGCCAGUGUUUGCGAGGGAGUUGGAAGUCGGUACGGAGAUGGCUGUGCGCAACAACGUGGUGAUCGUCAUGUGCGAUCUGUGCGUACGAUACACUGCAAUCGUGGAUCAUUACGUCCCCAACAUCUCCGCCUGUUUGCGGGACAGUGAAGCAGUCAUUCGGGAGCAGGCUCUCAUUAUGUUGACCAACCUGCUUCAGGAGGAAUUUGUGAAAUGGAAGGGCUCGCUCUUCUUUCGCUUCAUGGUGGCUCUUGUGGACCCAGAACCAGCAAUUGCAAGUCUAUGUAAAUACUGCCUGCUCCACCUGCUGCUGAAGAAGAACCCGGACAUGUUCAGCCAGCACUUCAUUGAGUGCAUUUUCCACUUAAACUGUUACGACAAACACAAAUCUUACAAGUUCCCCCAGAGUGAGAGUGAAAAGCUCAAGUUCUCCCUGAGAGGAGCCGGAUUCCUUGACAAGCGUUUUCAAAUUUACCGCUUCCUCUUGGAGCACUUCACAGACGCUCAGCGUUUCAACCUCAGUAACAAGAUAAACCACUCCAUCUUGGCAUGCUUCGCUGAUGAAGAGCUGCCUCUGGAUGAAGAUGGAGCUGCCAUUUUAUCUGAGACAUUCAAGAUAUUGAGCCUGAAGGAGAUGAAACUUCAGGCCAUUUCUGCUCCAGCUGUAGGCGGAGCAGGAGAGGAGGGGGAAGAAGAGAACGAGUACAACAUGGCCAGGGCAGUCCUUCAGACGGCUCAGAGGAAGUUGGUGUCCCAGGUCCAGAAAAAGGCAUUUAUAGAGAACACAGUGCCCAUUAUCACCAACUUGAAGAGUCUUCUAGAACAAAAACGCUCAACUGUCAUGAAAGACCUCAUGGCCUAUCUCCAGGUGAUCAUGCAGGACUUCCGCAGUGAAGUGAAAGAGUUUUUCGCGGGCGACGAGCAGCUGGCAGAGGAGUUAGAGUUCGCUUUGAAGAACGCUGAGAAGAACAGAGAGAUGGAGGAAGAAAACUGCCCCCCUGCUGGAGAGGCUAGGACCCCUACAGCAGAGGGUAUAGUCUUGAACUCGCCACCAAGGGCCAGGCCCAUUCUGCGGGAAAAAUUCGCUACUCCACAGCCCCCACGUCCAAGUGGUCUGCCGACUAGACUGACACAAACUGAGAGGCGUACGUACAAAUCCAAGGAAGUGUCCCACAAUCGGACGGUGCAGUUUUCUUUCGAAAAAACGGUUCUAUCAGGAAAAUCUAUAGAGGACAGAGCCAUCAGCACGCCAAUAGUUGGAGUCGUCAACUUGACCUUUGAGGAUGGCACCAGCCCAAUCCUCGGCGACCGAGGAAAAAAUAUGAAAUGUGCAGGAUUUAAGAAUGCCACGCCCACAUUAUAAUCACCAAUAAAUGAACAGUCUAACUGUUGUGUUUUUUGUUAUGUCAUUUUAACUGUUUUUUAACUGUUGCCUACAUGCACGUGGAGUUUUCUUGCCAUUUAGUCCAAUAAGUACAGUUUGUGAUUAAAUUUGAUAAAUUAUCUCAGAUUUUUAAACUUGAUUGUCAUCAAACAACAUGAUUUACAGUCAAUAUAAUUUUUUAAUACUGUGUAUCCCCUAUAAACGUUUUUAUUUUUUUGUCCAAUUGUCUUGUUUUUUUUUUUUUUUUUUUUUGCUGUAUAGUUUAGACAUGAUAAUAUAACGUUUUCUUUUCGUAAGAACUUUUUUAAAAAAUGCAACUUUCAUCAUGAUUUAGUAAAGUUAAUUUUCCUGAUGUAGCGUAAACUACUAUGGUAUGGAAUUUUGGACGAAGGCUGAAUUUGUAGCUGGGUUCUACAGUGUGACCGGUGAGGAAUCUUAGCACUGGGUCGUCCUUCCCUUCAUUACAGUGUAUUGCAUUUUGUAAUCCUUGCUUAUUUGUUUAUGUAUAAUAAA
Molecule: messenger RNA, 4758 nt
Organism: Cynoglossus semilaevis (tongue sole)
Lineage: Eukaryota; Metazoa; Chordata; Actinopteri; Pleuronectiformes; Cynoglossidae
Product: condensin-2 complex subunit D3-like
Biological process (GO): mitotic chromosome condensation; meiotic chromosome condensation
Cellular component (GO): condensin complex; condensed chromosome, centromeric region
Molecular function (GO): histone binding
Source: RefSeq, a predicted model, not a curated record